CAAAUCCGCUCCAAGCCCAUAUCCGAUUCGGCCCACCCGCAAUUCCAUAUGGGUCCUCUUCUUCUCGUCGUUGUAGCAUUCGCUCCACUUCCGAUUUCAUUCGCUCUGUCACUAAACCGGGCGAAGCUUAUGAAGAGCUGAAAACAAGGGGAAGGGGAAGCUCUGUAGCAAUCCAACAUUGGGGCUCCUUAACGCCUUAGUCGCUAGCUCGCUAUUCUUGUUUCUGAAUCUGUUGGAUGUUUGAAGAAUCGAGUGAAUCACAAAAUGCUGCAAUCCCAAAUUGUUCAAUCCCCCGCUAGGCUAGGCCUAACAAACCCCACAUCGCCCUCUCUUCAGAACCCUACGCCUCCAAAAGUCCCUUCACAGCAGCAACCCAAUCUCUCCCCAACCCUUAUCUCUCUCCUUCCACCGCUCCCUAGGGCUCAAUCCAUUCUUGUCCAAAUGGCCUCCCUUGCCUCCAAACUCUUUGAAGUCUCUCCCAAUCGGUCACUUUGGCUCAAUGCAUUUCGGGGGACCUUCCCGACUUUUCUUUCUUCCCAAACUCAGUCACUUCCCUCAACUGCACUUGAAUCUUCUCCUUCCUCCACCAAAGAGAUCCUCUCCCAGUUCACUGCCCUUCAAACCCAACUCUUUGAGGCUGUUGCUGAACUCCAAGAAAUUCUUGAUCUUCAGGACGCCAAGCUGAAAAUUGCACGUGAAGUGAAGGCCAAGGAUGCUGCGCUUCUUUCCUUUUCCAAGAAACUCAGGGAUGUUGAGCAGGUUCUUGAUAAUCUUGUUGAUGAUUACUCUGAUUUUACACGCCCCAAACGGACAAAACAGGAGGACGGUGCAGAUGAUGAUUCUUCAUGCACCACCACUACGGUUUCAUCUCAGUUGAAUUUGUCAGAUAUACUGUCGUAUGCCCACCGGAUAAGCUACACAACCUUUGCACCACCAGAAUUUGGGGCGGGACAAGCUCCUCUUCGUGGGGCACUCCCACCUGCUCCACAGGACGAGCAAAUGCGUGCUUCUCAGCUGUAUGCUUUUGCAAACCUUGAUGUGGGCCUACCUAAAACAGUCGAGGGGAAGGAGGAAACGAUGCAGGCAAUAUUGGAGCCCCCGCCUUCUGAACAAACAGAAUCUAAUCAACUUCCCAACCUGGGUGCACUACAAGGUUUGCUUCCUCCCAACAUCACAGUCCCGUCGGGUUGGAAACCAGGGAUGCCUGUGGAAUUGCCAACCGAAUUUCCUGUGCCCCCACCUGGAUGGAAGCCAGGGGACCCAGUGCCUCUUCCCCCAUUUGAAUCUCUUCCAGUUCCAAGGGCCGAGGAGCAACAAAUACGACCUAAUGCUCAUCCAGGAGUACAUAAACCACCAGCGACAAUACAGGUGCAGCAUGUUGAGCUGGAUAUUCUGGAUCCAGACGAUGAUAGCGAUUAUAGUACUGAAGAUGGAAGCUCAGACGAUGAUGAGUGACAGCGGGCUACUACUGCGACCCUAGAGUUUUACGUGAAUCCUUUUCUGUCUUGUUGAAUUUGCAUUUACACCGCCCCCCAUUUCGCGAGUCAGGAAGUUGUGAACUUUGUUUGGAUUAAUUUUCAACAAGUUGAUUUGUAACC
Messenger RNA from Pyrus x bretschneideri (Chinese white pear), 1598 nucleotides. RefSeq names its product mediator of RNA polymerase II transcription subunit 4. Bases 265 to 1455 code for a protein of 396 amino acids. The record is from RefSeq and is a predicted model, not a curated record. Gene Ontology annotation, biological process: regulation of transcription by RNA polymerase II. The transcript has 3 exons. Lineage: Eukaryota; Viridiplantae; Streptophyta; Magnoliopsida; Rosales; Rosaceae. Gene Ontology annotation, cellular component: mediator complex; core mediator complex. Gene Ontology annotation, molecular function: transcription coregulator activity.